GUAUCCACCCACUCGUGUUUGUGUUGCGUGCCCCGCCAAACACCCCCACUCGAUCCGGCUGCGACCGCGACCUCCUCGCCGCCCCCAGCGCCACCGCCGCGCCAUGGACCCGGACGCGGUGCGGCGGACCCUCGAACCCACCGCUUCCCCCGCGGACAUCUCGGGUUCCACUCCUUACGACUCCUUCGUCAUCAGCGGCGUCCGCCUCGAGGCCGCCGAGCACGGCCGCGUCCUCUGCUCCUUCGUCGUCACCCCCCGUAUAGCCAGCCCCCAAGGGUACCUUCUCAGCGGCGUCACGGCAUCGCUCGCAGACCAGUUGGGCUCGGCCGUGUUCUUCUCCAGCGGGGUAGGCACGAGCGGGGUCUCCCUCGAGAUCAGCGUGUCCUACGUCGACACCGCCGCCAUCGGGGAAGAAAUAGAGGUUGAGGCGAAGCUAUUGCGUGCUGGAAAAUCAGUGGGUGUUAUCUCUGUUGAUUUCAGGAAGAAAAGGAGCGGCAAAUUGAUGGCUCAGGCGCGUCAUACAAAGUACCUUGCUGUAUCUAGCAGAUUGUGAGGAUUCCCUUCUGUUGUAAGAUAAAAAAAAACAUGGUUCCGCUGCCCUUUAUCGAUAGACAAGAGCAACAGGAUGUAGUGGUGUAUUGUUUAAGAAAGUCUGGUUAUAUAUAUCAAUCUGAAAUUCUGUAA
Molecule: messenger RNA, 684 nt
Organism: Hordeum vulgare subsp. vulgare (domesticated barley)
Lineage: Eukaryota; Viridiplantae; Streptophyta; Magnoliopsida; Poales; Poaceae
Product: acyl-coenzyme A thioesterase 13-like
Exons: 3
Coding region: 104-553 (149 amino acids)
Molecular function (GO): fatty acyl-CoA hydrolase activity
Source: RefSeq, a predicted model, not a curated record